Molecule: messenger RNA, 1611 nt
Organism: Nicotiana tabacum (common tobacco)
Lineage: Eukaryota; Viridiplantae; Streptophyta; Magnoliopsida; Solanales; Solanaceae
Product: F-box protein FBW2
Molecular function (GO): protein binding
Source: RefSeq, a predicted model, not a curated record
CAACUUUUUCCACCUUCACAUGUUUAUUUAUUAUUUCUGUCUGUGUAAUCAAAAUUCUGUUUGCUUUUUGUUUCACUUCUUGUAUCUUUGUUUCAUACUUAGCUUCUGUAUCCCUCUCUUUAUACCCCACAAAAGCAAAGAAAAAGGAACUGAAGCCUGAAGGUACUGAACUGAAGCUCCUCAUAUGACCCUUCAUUUUAGGCGGAUAAACCGGUGAUUUUUUCACAGAUCCAAACUCUACCUAGCUAGCUAAUCUUUUUGGGUAUUGGUUAAGUUUGAGGGAUGCUGAUCUGUGUAGCCAUUUGAAUCUCAUAGAUUGUUUUGCUGUGGAAAUAUGGUUGUGUGAAGCAGAGAAACAAGAGUUAAAAUGGAGGAAGGAUGCGAGUUUAGACAAUGGGAUGAAUUGUUACCCGAUGCGCUUGGGCUAAUAUUUAGAAACCUUUCCCUUCAAGAGGUGCUAACUGUAGUUCCAAGAGUUUGCAAGUCAUGGGGAAAAGCAGUUAAGGGACCUUAUUGCUGGCAAGAGAUUGACAUUGAGGAAUGGAGCAAAAACCGCUGCCCCGAGAACUUUGAUCGGAUGCUUCGAUUGCUUAUUCCAAGAAGCGGUGGUUCCCUCCGUAAACUCUGUGUCUCUGGUCUCUCGGACAAAUCAAGCUUCGAGUUCAUUGCUAACAAUUCCAAAUCUCUGCAGACAUUGCGGUUGCCAAAGUGUGAGAUAAACGAUUCCGUAGUGGAACAGGUUGCCGGAACGUUUUCCAACAUUACAUUUUUGGAUGUAAGCUACUGCAUAAAAAUAGGAGCGAGAGCCCUGGAAGCCAUAGGAAAGCACUGUAAAUACUUGACUGGUUUGCGUCGAACAAUGCACCCCCUUGAGGUUAUUGACAAGCUCUCACAAGACGAUGAAGCCCUUGUAAUAGCUACCACGAUGCAUAAGCUCAAACAACUAGAAAUCGCCUACAUGCUAGUUGGUACAUUGAGCAUAAUGGAGAUUCUUAAGAACUGCAGGCAGCUCGAACUAUUGGAUGUAAGGGGUUGUUGGAAUGUGAAUCUUGAUGAAAACCUUGUCAAGAAAUUCCAUAAGCUAAAGGUUGUCGGACCCCUUGUUGUCGAUUGCUACGAUAAGAAUGGCUGGGACAAUUGCUCGGAUUAUUCGGGUUCUUCUGGCUAUAUACCAUGGGACUUUGUAGCUGGUGACAUUGAUGACGACUUUGAUGAUGAUGAGAUGUCCGAUGGGUAUUGGGAAGACGAUUGGGAAGAUGACCAACGUGUGGAGGACGUGGAAAUGUGGUUUUAUGAUGACUUAAAUGCUGUAGAUUCUGGAUAUGAUUGGCCACAAUCUCCUUGAGGUUUGCUGAACAAAGUUCCCUGAUUCAAUUUCCACAAGUUUUCAUAUACUUAUCUUCUAUAUGCUAUUGACUCUGCUUAUAAUACUACUAUCUAAAUGAAAGUUUGCCUGCUUUCUAAGAUGUAAAUCUGGUUUCCAUGUCCAUCUAUCCUUUUCCUCUUCUUUCUGCUCCUAUUUUCUCCUUUUUUUCGUCGGAUUAUAUGUACUUCCCGGAAUCAUGUAUAAUAAAAUGAUUGCCAUGCUAUCAACUGAUUUAGUUGAGUAUA